AUGGCUUCAUCAAAAGAGUUUUCUCGCAGGCGACGAGACGGAAUGACAAACACGAAAAAGAGACGACCAAUGAUACGCGAGUAUAUACGGUAUCUAUCUAUCUAUCUAUCUAUCUAUCUAUCUAUAACUUCUGUUCUUUUUCUUUCUUUCCUUCUUUCUUUCUUUCUUUCUUUCUUUCUUUCUAUCUAUCUAUUUAUGUAUGUAUCUAUCUAUCUGAUUCAGUUCAUUAUCUAUCUAUCUAUCUAUCUAUCUCUCUCUCUCUCUCUCUCUCUCUCUCUCUAUAUAUAUAUAUAUAUAUAUAUAUAUAUAUAUAUAUAUAUAAUAGUCUGUUCCUUUUCUUUCUUUCUUUCUUUCUAUAUAUCUAUCUACAACAGUCUGUUCUUUUUCUUUCUUUCUUUCUUUCUUUCUUUCUUUCUUUCUUUCUUUCUUGUUAAGUUUAUUAUCUAUCUAUCUAUCUAUCUAUCUAUCUAUCUAUCUAUCUAUGUUCGUUAUCUAUCUACCGAGGGUACUUUUCUUCCUAUUUGUUCAUUUUGGUGGACAUUCGAAGAUAAUAUUUUUGUCUUGUAA
Molecule: messenger RNA, 567 nt
Organism: Acanthosepion pharaonis
Lineage: Eukaryota; Metazoa; Mollusca; Cephalopoda; Sepiida; Sepiidae
Source: the annotation of a GenBank genome assembly